AUGAAUAUUCCAGAUGGAAUUCCAGUGCCUGAAGAUGCAUCACUGAAAGAAACGAUUACCAAGACAGCCGCCUAUGCUAAGCAAAAUGGUCCUUCAUUUGUAGAAAAGUUGAAAAAUGACGAUAGAUUCUCAUUCACAGAUCCUGAUAAUGAAUAUUACGAAUAUUUCCAGCACAUUUUGAGUUACGAUACUGAUAAAAGCUUACUACCAAGAGAGCCAUAUCCGUUUUCCUUUACCAGUUAUGAUAAGAAUUUAUCACCUAGAGAUUUGGAAAUCAUCAAGGCUGCAGCAGCAUUCUGUGUUGCCAAUGAAGAUUUGAACUACUUAGAUAAAAUGAGACAGCAAUUUGGUAGUAAUCCACAAUUUGGAUUUUUAAAUCCUGAUCAUUCCUUAAACGAGACUUUUAUCCAUUUUAUGAAUCAAUACAAGCAAGUAAAAAAGAAUACUCUGGAUCCACCAGCAUUUGAUUAUUUGAACGAAGACUACAAGAGUGUGAUUCUGCGAAGGAGUUUCCAAAGAGCUGAAUAUAGAGAAUAUGCUAAGGAGUUAGAGAAUGAAAAGAAACAGGUUUCCCGAUUACAAAAGAUCCAAUUUUCUGCAUAUGAUUGGACCAAUUUCAAAGUAGUACACACACUAACGCUGUCAAAUACAAGUAACGAACCCUUGAAUUUUGCCGAGUUAUCUCUAAGGAGAAUUAACAAAACUUCUGAGAUACCGUUGUUUAGCGGUAAGGAAUUUUCAACAAAUACUGAAACGACGAAGAAUAGAAAGAGAAAGGUGAAAGCCGCCGGUGAGACAAGAAUCAAAAGGAGAAGGGCUGAUGAAAAUAGCAGAGAUAUUCAAUGCCCCAUCACCCAUAAGAUGAUACCAGAGGACAAAUUCGAUAGGCAUCUACAAAUCCUACUGGGUGACCCUCAUUAUAAAACGGAAAGAGAGAAGUACAAGGCGAAACACAGACUCACCAACUUGAGUUCCGAUGAAGUCUUUGAAAACAUAAAGAACAUUGCGAGAAAUACAACAGGUUUGUAG
This is a messenger RNA of Zygosaccharomyces rouxii, 1029 nucleotides long. RefSeq names its product Prp21p (gene PRP21). Gene Ontology annotation, molecular function: RNA binding. Gene Ontology annotation, cellular component: U2 snRNP; catalytic step 2 spliceosome; U2-type prespliceosome. NCBI's taxonomy places the organism in Eukaryota, Fungi, Ascomycota, Saccharomycetes, Saccharomycetales, Saccharomycetaceae. Gene Ontology annotation, biological process: regulation of alternative mRNA splicing, via spliceosome; mRNA cis splicing, via spliceosome. The record is from RefSeq and is a predicted model, not a curated record. Bases 1 to 1029 code for a protein of 342 amino acids. The transcript has a single exon.